Aphis gossypii (cotton aphid) is the source of this 2388-nucleotide messenger RNA. Its product is annotated as membrane-bound alkaline phosphatase-like. The transcript is spliced from 7 exons. Gene Ontology annotation, molecular function: alkaline phosphatase activity. The record is from RefSeq and is a predicted model, not a curated record. The coding region runs from base 49 to 1731 and encodes 560 amino acids. Lineage: Eukaryota; Metazoa; Arthropoda; Insecta; Hemiptera; Aphididae. Gene Ontology annotation, biological process: dephosphorylation.
UUUACUAUAAGCAUAAUUCGUGUUUUAGUAUCGUAUCAAACGUGUGCGAUGCAGCCUAAUAGUGUUUCGUGCGUUUUUGCGCUGUCGAUCGCGACAGCAUUGAUUUUGGUAACUACCACGAAUGGUAUCGAAAUAGGGCACACCGACAAAAAUGUCGAAAACAUCGUUGCUAGAAAACAAGCAAGCAAAGAAAACAUUAAUCCUGGAGAAAACGACAAACAGUUUUGGAACAAUGUUGGAAACGAUCUUCUGCGGAAUAAAUUGAAUUUGGAACGGAAGUACGGCGUGGCCAAGAACGUGAUUUUCUUCAUCGGCGACGGUAUGUCUAUAGCCACGUUAACCUCAGCUAGAAUAUACAUGGGACAGCAAGAAAACAAGACAGGAGAAAAUGAAAUGUUAUCGUUUGAGAAGUUUCCGUUUACUGGUCUUUCGAAAACCUACUGCGUGGACAGCCAAGUCGCCGACUCGGCUUGCACGGCCACGGCGUACCUGAUGGGCGUGAAGGGUAACAUCGAGACCAUUGGCGUGUCCGGCGCAGUGUCUAACCGGGACUGCCUGGCCAGCAACGAUCCCGCAAACCAAGCAGUGUCCAGCAUGAUGUGGGCGCAAAAGGCGGGCAAGAGGACAGGUGUGAUAUCCAACAUGAGAGUUACGCACGCUACGCCGGCCGGCGCUUACGCAAACGUGGCGCAACGGGACUGGGAGUGCGAUGCUGACGUGAUCACGGACAAAUUGGCCGAAAAACGGUGCGCGACAGAUUCGCCUGACAUUGCCCGUCAGCUGAUCGAGAGAGAAACGGGGAGAAACCUGAAUGUAGUAAUGGGGGGUGGAAGAGCAAAAUUUUUACCCAAGACAGAUGAAAAUCCACAAGGACAGAGACAAGAUGGCAGGGAUUUAAUUAAUGAAUGGUUAAAGAUAAAUCGCUCUUCUCAGGCAAGUAGUGCCUAUGUUACCGAUCGAUCCCAAUUGAAAUCUCUGAAUACCAGCAAAACAGAUUAUCUUCUUGGUCUGUUCGCGCCUAGUCACAUGUCUUAUAACCUGUUGGCUAACAGGUCCGUGGAACCCACGCUUGUAGAAAUGACGGAGGCGGCUAUCGAGGUGCUGUCUAAAGGCGAUGCUGGUUACUAUUUGUUCGUCGAGGGUGGACUCAUCGAUUGGGCGCACCACAGUAACAUGGCGCGGUUGGCGGUCGACGAAACGGUCAUGUUAUCGAGGGCUGUGGCACGAGCUAGAGAGUUGACGUCUCCGGAUGACACGCUGAUCGUGGUCACGUCUGACCACUCACACACGAUGACCAUGAACGGUUACCCGCACCGCGGUAGCGAUAUUUUAGGACACCCGGAAAAAUCCUCCGUUGACAAGAUGCCGUACUCAACGCUCAGCUACGCCAACGGUCCGUCCGCCAAAGAACGGUACAACUUGACCAUCGACGACGAAAAUAUAAGUCUACCUCAGUAUCAGUUUCCGUCGAUGGUAAACUUAUCGUGGGAGACGCAUGGUGGUGAAGACGUCGGAGUCUUUGCUUCAGGUCCAUGGGCUCACCUGUUCGUCGGAAAUUAUGAACAGAACUUCAUACCUUACGCAAUAAGUUACGCAGCUAAUAUGGGACCAGGAGCUGAACACGAACGGAAACACGCCAAUUCAUCGAGUACGAAGAUUUCGGUCGGUCCAUCGUUGUUACAGUCCGUUUUGCUAGCCACAUUCACGGCACUCAUCGGGCUCUUACUUUAGUAACUAUAAUAAUAUUACCUAAAUUAUGGUAUAAUAUUAUUUAGUCGACUUCUGACUAAAAAACGCGUUGUUGCAGUGGCGUAUACAAUUUACUUAUGUUUUUUUUUUUUAUGGGGGGAGUGAAAGGGGGUGUUAGCAGAUAUGAUACAGUCUAUCACACCAUUUGUUUUACUAUUGAUCACACAAAGUACAGAUAUAAUAUUUCUUAAUUGUCAAAUUCAACUUCAAUGUAAAGUAAAUAUAAAAAUGUAUAUAAUAUACAAUCAAAUAAUCAAUAAUAUUCACAGUAUAACGGGUAUGAUUUAAAUCGGGUAAUGAUUUCUAAUUUUAGAAGAUGCUCAAUCACCAAAAAAAUAUCAAACAAAAUAUAUACUGUAUACUCGUACAUAUUUAUAUUUAAAAUGUUAUCACAAAUAACUAUUUAAAAAUAAGUAUUAUUACCUAUACGCAUAUAAUAAUUUAUAUUUUUAAAUAAAUUUAAUUUUAUAGUAAAUAUAAAAAGUAUAUUAUGUACCUAACAAAUAUCUAAAUUGUGUAUGAUGAAAACGAAACCUAUCUAAACAAUUCUAGACACAUAACAUGAGUACCACAUCUAUAGUAGAUAUAUAUGUAUGGUACACUAAAGUACACUGAUUGAAAAUAAAGAUAUAUAUUGGA